Molecule: messenger RNA, 839 nt
Organism: Cimex lectularius (bed bug)
Lineage: Eukaryota; Metazoa; Arthropoda; Insecta; Hemiptera; Cimicidae
Product: zinc finger protein 512B-like
Exons: 1
Coding region: 8-757 (249 amino acids)
Source: RefSeq, a predicted model, not a curated record
UGAUAAGAUGAAGUUCUUAUUCGUUUUUGCGUUGGCAAUCGCUUUGGCCCAGUGCGAAGUGAAAGAGGACAAGAAAGAAGAGAAAAAGGACAAACGAGGGAUAAGCGAGUUUGGCCACGGAUUUGGCGGUUUCGGCGGCGAUCAUGAGGACCACGUCAAGACCAUCACAGUGACGAAGGAAGUCAAAGUACCUUAUCCGGUAACUGUUGAGAAAAAGGUGCCUUAUCCAGUUCACGUUCACGUCGACAGGCCAGUACCCGUCCAUGUGGAGAAGCCGUAUCCUGUCACGGUCGAGAAGAAAGUCUUCGUUCCUGUUAAAGUCCCAGUUCCCCAUCCCUAUCCUGUCGAAAAGAAAGUCCCUGUACCGGUCAAAGUGCCUUACGACGUACCCAGGCCCUACCACGUCGAAAAGCCCGUCCCAGUGAUUGUUGAGAAAAAAGUCCCCGUCCCAAUCGUCAAACACGUCCCGGUUCCUGUUAAAGUUCCUUAUGAUGUCCCGAAACCGUACCCAGUUCCGGUCACCGUCGAGAAAAAAGUGCCCUACAUCGUGGAAAAGCCGGUUCCUUAUGAAGUGAAAGUGCCAGUGGAAAAGCCGUACAAAGUCUUCGUACCUAAACCUUUUCCUGUCACUAUCGAAAAGCCGUAUCCAGUGACUGUAGAAAAGAAAGUCCCCUACGAAGUUCAAGUUCCGGAAUUCGUCAAAGUACCAGUUCCAGUCUACGUACACAAAGACGAAACAGAAAAACAUCACAAUUAGAUAUCGAUAAGUUUUUCAAAUUUGACUCGGCCUUUAAUUGUACUUACGUUCAUUUAUAAUUCCUUUUUUAUACUAUAUCAAU